AUGGAAAUUCUUUUUGACUCGAAUAGUUUUUUACUAGUCGGGUAUCUUGUUAUUGCAACAGGCUUAUUUUGCUGUUAUUACUUUCAACGGGAAGAACAGCAGUAUCAGCAGCAAAAAAAGAUAAAAACUACACUAGUUCAACUCUUUACUGUCUUUUGGUCUUUUUGUUAUUUAAUAAAGUCAUUAUUAUCUUUAUCUUUACCAAGUAAUGAGCAAUCGAACUUUGAAGAGGAAUUUAAAUAUUUAAUUGUGACUUCAUCUCUUUUCAAUAACGAAAAUAACUUUCAACAGCAACAGUGUAGACAAACACCUUUCAACUUUAAAAAGGAACAAAUAAAAAAUAAACAGCUGAUGAUGAUGAGCAUUACAGUCUUCAUUCUCAGUUUAAUUUUUGAUAGUAACCUAUUUUUAUCUUAUUCUUUCUUACUACCCAUCUACAGUGUUAUUGGUUACUUUCUUUAUAGACAUCAUAGACAUGUACAGAUUCGAAAAAUUCAUACUUCAGCACUUGAUUCGAUGAAUGAAAUUAUAUCCUUGUCUCAAGAAAGUGAUACCCUACUACAAGGUUUAAUAAGCCAAUCAAGAGAGAUAAAACAACAAUUAGCUACUUGUUUAUCUUGUCAUUUCAAGCAACAUGUAGAGUUUGUACAUCGAUUAGAACCACUUAUUAAUCAUGAAAAUUUGUCUCGUCUUUGUGAAAUGUACAAUGUAAAAGAGGAAAUCCCAUCUUCAUUAUUAUCAGAGUUAAGCGAUGACAGCAAAAAUAAGAGAAUAUUCAAGGAUAACGAAGAAGAAUUCGAUUUACUUUAUUCUGUCAUUUGUUGGAAAAGACGAGAAUAUCUUUUAUAUCUUUUAGCCUUAGACGUAAUGACAACGGAUAAUCAUAAGACUCAUAUCGAUUAUGAGCAGAAUUGGAAAAGAGCAAUUCAAAGUAAUCUGGAUCUUGUACAAGUAUAUCAGGAGUUCAAUAAGAAGCUGUUAGCUACUCUACCAAAGAAUAUACCUUUAACUAAAGAUUCAGAUUCCAUUAAACCUUCUUCCUCCCCGGCAGAUGAACGUACACUUACGAUAAUGCAUCGAGUAGCGACAGUUGAAAAAUAUCUUGAAGACAUACAAGCAAAUAUUUUCUUAUUUAAACAAGAUACAAGAGGUCGAGUUUUGAACCUCAAUUUGGAAAGAAUGAAUAAAAGAUUUCAACUGAUAGAUGAAAGUAUAAGUAAUUUAUCAAAUCAAUGGGAGGAAAGUAAAGCAGCUCUGAAUGCAUUAUUAAUGAAUGAACAAUUGAAAACAAAAUUUACAUCAAAUUCAAUAUUGCCUUCACCACCUUCUUCUCCUCAAGACUUUGUUCAUCCUGUCUCUUUUUCACGUAUGAGCUAUGAAAACGAUAGACAAAAAUCUUUCACAAAUAGUAGAUUACAUCGUAUCCCGUCUUUAAUUAUCAAAAAUAGCAAUAAGAAGAUGACCAAUGAGCAUCCUGUUCAAUCAAGCUCGAUGACAUUCGAUUCUAUGGAUAACGUUGCUGAACAUAUCUAA
Molecule: messenger RNA, 1533 nt
Organism: Cokeromyces recurvatus
Lineage: Eukaryota; Fungi; Mucoromycota; Mucoromycetes; Mucorales; Mucoraceae
Exons: 5
Coding region: 1-1533 (510 amino acids)
Molecular function (GO): myosin binding
Source: RefSeq, a predicted model, not a curated record